ACCACUGUGGUUCUACUAUGCCUUCUGACCCCGUCUUGGACUUCAACUGGGAGAAUGUGGAGCCAUUUGAACAGGCUCCUCUUCUGGAGCAUAUUUUCUUCUGUCACUUGUAGAAAAGCUGUAUUGGAUUGUGAGGCAAUGAAAACAAAUGAAUUCCCUUCUCCAUGUUUGGACUCAAAGACUAAGGUGGUUAUGAAGGGUCAAAAUGUAUCUAUGUUUUGUUCCCAUAAGAACAAAUCACUGCAGAUCACCUAUUCAUUGUUUCGACGUAAGACACACCUGGGAACCCAGGAUGGAAAAGGUGAACCUGCGAUUUUUAACCUAAGCAUCACAGAAGCCCAUGAAUCAGGCCCCUACAAAUGCAAAGCCCAAGUUACCAGCUGUUCAAAAUACAGUCGUGACUUCAGCUUCACGAUUGUCGACCCGGUGACUUCCCCAGUGCUGAACAUUAUGGUCAUUCAAACAGAAACAGACCGACAUAUAACAUUACAUUGCCUCUCAGUCAAUGGCUCGCUGCCCAUCAAUUACACUUUCUUUGAAAACCAUGUUGCCAUAUCACCAGCUAUUUCCAAGUAUGACAGGGAGCCUGCUGAAUUUAACUUAACCAAGAAGAAUCCUGGAGAAGAGGAAGAGUAUAGGUGUGAAGCUAAAAACAGAUUGCCUAACUAUGCAACAUACAGUCACCCUGUCACCAUGCCCUCAACAGGCGGAGACAGCUGUCCUUUCUGUCUGAAGCUACUACUUCCAGGGUUAUUACUGUUGCUGGUGGUGAUAAUCCUAAUUCUGGCUUUUUGGGUACUGCCCAAAUACAAAACAAGAAAAGCUAUGAGAAAUAAUGUGCCCAGGGACCGUGGAGACACAGCCAUGGAAGUUGGAAUCUAUGCAAAUAUCCUUGAAAAACAAGCAAAGGAGGAAUCUGUGCCAGAAGUGGGAUCCAGGCCGUGUGUUUCCACAGCCCAAGAUGAGGCCAAACACUCCCAGGAGCUACAGUAUGCCACCCCCGUGUUCCAGGAGGUGGCACCAAGAGAGCAAGAAGCCUGUGAUUCUUAUAAAUCUGGAUAUGUCUAUUCUGAACUCAACUUCUGAAAUUUACAGAAACAAACUACAUCUCAGGUAGAGACAGGGUUUUGCCAUGUUGGCCAGGCUGGUCUUCAACUCCUGACCUCAAGUGAUCCGCCCACCUCGGACUCCCAAAGUGCUGGGAUUACAGGCGUGAGCCACCUCGCCUGGCCCUCCAUUUCCUGAUCUAGUCUUAUAUCCACGCUCACCACCUCAGCACGCUCAGACCCACGCUGCUGUGGGCUCCUCUGGCUCCUGGAAGAGUGCGUCCGCAGAUGCUGCAGUCUUUGUGUGGCUCAGCAAUUGCCACUCACAUCAGGAACUGCCUUUACCCUGUCAGGCUCUACUGAGACCCGACCCUGGUUAUUAAGCUAUAGGGGAGACAAGGAUGGAUCUUAAAGAAGACAAGCAAAAUGUAGUGAAGCAAAUAGAAUGGUGGUUCCUGGGGGAUGGGGGCAGGGGACAACGAGGAGUGACUGGCUAACAGAUACAGCGUUUCAGUUUGGAAAGACAAAAAAGUUCUGGAAAAAAGAUGGAAGGUGGUGAUGGUUGCACAAUAAUAUGAGUUUUGUUGUUGUUGUUUUUUGAGACAGAGUCUCUCUCUGUUGCCCAGGCUGGAGUGCAGGGGCACGAUUUCGGCUCACUGCAACCUCUGCCUCCCGGGUUCAAGCGAUUCUUGUGCCUCAGCCUCCCAAGUAGCUGGGAUUACAGGCACCCACCACCAUGCCCAGCUAAUUUUUGUAUUUUUAGUAAAGAUGAGGUUUCACCAUGUUGGCCAGGCUGGUCUCAAACUCCUGACCUCAAAUGAUUGGCCUGCCUUGGCCUCCCAAAGUGCUGGGAUUACAGGCAUGAGCUAUUGCGCCCGGCAAUAUGAAUGAAUGUUUUUAAUACCAUUGAAUUACACACCUAAAAUUGGUUAAAAUGGUAAAAAAUUUUAUGUUAUGUAUAACUUACCACAAUAAUUUAAAAAAUAUUGUGAAGCGCCUGCCUCAUGUGAGGUCUUCUAAUAAGAGGGGCUGUUCUCCUUCUCAAGAGCGCUCGCGGGCAUUGGGAGUUUCUUAUUCUCAAAUGUCCACAUCCCAAGGCCUACCCCGUCCCUGUCAGUGUCAGAAGUUAGCAGAGCAGAACUGCUAGAUGUGCUCACUCCAUCUCCUCCAUGGUUGGCCCACCCUUUCGAUCAGAUCCUGGAAUUGGCUUUCAGCACAGCCUUCCAGCUGGCUGUGAUAAAUGAGAGUGGCUUAAACCCUGUCAUCAGGGUUUCACAGCUUGCCCUGAACCGUAGCCUCUCAUUUUCUCCUUGCAAAUCUUCUAAGGCAGCUAAGAGAAGCCAAUUAACUUCACAAUCCACAUAAUUAGCAUUGCCCCAAACCUUUCAAGUGCUGGAAUGCUGGCGUCCACUAGUGCCUCAUUUCUUUCUAAACCUCAUUCCACAUGGCAGGGGAAGGUCUUAGGAAUUGUGGAGCUGUGGCGUUCUAAGGGUUCUCACUGCCUACCUAUCACCAGCAAGGGAGUCCUUGUUGCCAUCCAUCCCUAGGGGGUAAUUUUGUUCCCUGAGGCUGCUUUCUAGGGACUUCUGGUCGCUUGUUUUAUCCUGGACCAGACCUGAAAGCAGAGCCUGAAAUAAGGCCUUCUAUGCACAUCAUUUAUGUAGGAGGUGGCCCUAGGAAGCAGGCCCAAUGCGCCAUGGGAAAAACCAGUACCAGGGUGUUUUGCUGAGUUGAGCACUGUGGUGGGCAGCUGGACAUGAGCCCACUGGAAUCUUCUGAAGAGCCCAAGAGCCUCUUCUCAGUAUUGUCCACUUGAGGAUUGAUAGUGAGAGGCAUUUAUCCACUGGUGUCCAACGCUCACUGGUUGAGGAUCACCCCAGAAAGCGACACCUCCCCCACUUCUAGACUAGCAUGUGGGUAUUCCAAGCAGGCUUACCUCAGUGUCUCACCCCAGGCACUGCAAACACCCCAGGACAGAAAGUGAACAUGUGUAUUGUGCAAUUGAAGCAAGACACUAUCAGUGCAAAGUGAGUAGACCCUCAGAUGCUGCUGGGUCAGAGGGAAGGCCCAGGGAUAUGACACAGGACACAGAGGUGGCAGAUACACCACCUCCCAACAUUUCCUCUAUCACAGCAACUAGAACAAUGGCAACAAUAGGGGUGGGUGUGGUGGCUCACGCCUAUAAUCCCAAUACCCUGGGAGGCCAAGGCAGAAGGAUUGCUUGAGCCCAGGAGUUCAAGACUAGCCUGGGCAACUUGGCGAAACCCUGUCUCUACAAACAUAUUUGUAUGUGAUUGAACAAGUAGAACAAUGGAACGGAAAGUCCAGAUGUAGUUCUAAAUAUGUACAGGAACUUAGUAUAGGAUAAAUAUGGCAUCUUAAAUCAAUGGGGAAAAGAUGGAUUAUUCAACAUAUUGUAAAAACUUGAGAAUCACAUUAAAAAAGUUGGACUCCUACCUCAUUCUUUACAACAAAAUUAAUUCUGAUAGAUGUAGUCACAGAAGAGCUAGAAGAAUAUGCAGGGGAUUUAAAAAUAAUCUUGAAGUGGGGAGGACUUUUAUAGGUAUGACUCACAACCCAGAAAACAUAAAGGAUUGUUAAAUUUAAUUAGAUAAAUCAUUUAAUUAGAUGAAACAUUUAAAAAUUACAUUUAGAAAUCAUAAACUAAAUCCAAAGAAUAACUAGGGGCCGGGCGCAGUGGCUCACGUCUGUAAUCCCAUGGGGCAGGUGGAUCACCUGAGGUUGGGAGUUUGAGACCAGCCUGUCCAACACGGUGAAACCCCGUCUCUACUAAAAAUACAAAAAUUAGUUGGUGUGGUGGCACAUACCUGUAGUCCCUGCUACUGGGGAGGCUGAGGCAUGAGAAUUGCUUGAACCUGGGAGGUGGAGGUUGCAGUGAGCCAAGAUCGCGCCACUGCAUUCCAGCCUGGGCGACAGAGCAAGACUCCAUCUCAAAAAAAAAAAAAAAAAAAAAAAAAAAAAAAAGAAUAACUAGGGAGAAAACACCAUGAUGUGUUGCAUAAUAACAUUUCAGUCAUUCAUGGACCAAAUAUAAAAUGGGGUCCCAAAAAACUAUAAUACCGUGUUUUUACUGUACCUUUUCUAUGUUUAGACACAUUUAGAUACACAAAUACUUACCAUUGUGCUACAAUUGCCUAGUGUUCAGUAGCAUGCUGUACAGGUUUAUCCCUAGGAAGAAUAGACUAUCCCACACACCCUAGGCGUGUAGCAGGCUAUGCCAUCUAGGUUUGUGUGAGUACACUCUAUGCUGUUCAAACAGUGACCUCCACUGUUAGGUGAAGCAUGACUGUAUUUUGAGCCCAGGUCUCAGAUAUUGUAUGAAGUUUCAUAAUAUUAUGAGCUUUUACAAAUCAUUAAGAGAAAGACCAAUAAUCCAGUAGAAAACUGGGAAAAGGUGGCAUCUGCAGGGUAACACCAGGGCAGCACAGAAAUCUUGCUGGGAUGAGGAGCUGCAAACAUGUGUGGUCGACUUUUUGGCCUUCUGCCUCUUCUACUCUCAGGGAUGGGGGAUUACAACUAAAGAAGUUGUCUUUUGGCCGGGCGUGGUGGCUCACGCCUGUAAUCCCAGCACUUUGGGAGGCCGAGGCGGGUGGAUCACAAGGUCAGGAGAUCAAGACCAUCCUGGCUAACACGAUGAAACCCCGUCUCUACUAAAAAAUUCAAAAACAUUGGCCGGGCGAGGUGGCGGGCACCUGUAGUCCCAGCUACUCGGGAGGCUGAGGCAGAAGAAUUGUGUGAACCCGGGAGGCGGAGCUUGCAGUGAGCCCAGAUCGCGCCACUGCACUCCAGCCUGGGCGACAGAGGAAGGCUCCGUCUCAAAAAAAAAAAAAAAAGAAGAAGUUAUCUUUUCUCAGUGUUGCUUCUCCCUAAGGAUUUAAAGGGGAGACCUGGCCAGAGGAAUCAUCAACAGUGGAUUUGUGAUGACUGGAGUUCAUUUCCUUCUUUCUCAACUGUCCUGGAAGGAAAUGGACUAGUGCCUUACCUCUGACUCUUCCGCAGCACACACCCACCACCAGAGACAGUAACUGAGAUCUGCAGUAGCACAGAAACUUACAGGUUAGAAAAAUUAGACACCUAAGGAUUUCAUGACUCCAGACCUGUUUCCUUAGCAUAAUACCACACCAGUAGGAGAAAUACAACUUACGAAAUUUCUUUGUAAAUAAAUUCUAUAACAUUUUGGGUAAAAAUUUAUCAUAAAAAAAUUAUUAAAAGCAAUUGGGUUGGAAGGAAGUUCUGUCAAAAUACAAUCCAGGUGUGCAGUUCUCUGAUAAAUUUAGCAGUGGUUACUACUGAGGCAGUCUCAAAAAAAAGUGUAAAAGGACUUUAAGGGGUGAUGAAAAUUUUCUACAUUGCCUUUGUGGAGAUGGUUAUACAUUUGUCAAUACUCAUCAAUUUGUACAUUUAAAAGAGGUAAAUUUAUUGUAUGUAAAUUGUAUCUUAAUAAAACUGAUUAAAACAGACAUACAAACCCCA
Homo sapiens (human) is the source of this 5540-nucleotide messenger RNA. Lineage: Eukaryota; Metazoa; Chordata; Mammalia; Primates; Hominidae. The record is from RefSeq and is a predicted model, not a curated record.